This is a messenger RNA of Mauremys mutica (yellowpond turtle), 3854 nucleotides long. Its product is annotated as zinc finger protein 3-like. Gene Ontology annotation, biological process: regulation of transcription by RNA polymerase II. The transcript has 2 exons. Bases 22 to 759 code for a protein of 245 amino acids. Gene Ontology annotation, molecular function: DNA-binding transcription factor activity, RNA polymerase II-specific; RNA polymerase II cis-regulatory region sequence-specific DNA binding. The record is from RefSeq and is a predicted model, not a curated record. Lineage: Eukaryota; Metazoa; Chordata; Testudines; Geoemydidae.
AGAGCCCUCUACAGAGACGUCAUGCAGGAGAAUUAUGAGAAUGUGACCUCGCUGGCAGGUGACUGGAUGGUGAGUGAGAAUCAGGAGCAGAAUCCUCAACAGGCAGAUGCUAAGCAAGUGGAACUGCACAGAGCAUUAUCACAAGGAUCUAAAGGAACUGUGUCCAGGAGUCGUGAGCAGGGAAAAGUUUGUGAGAGUCAGCACAGGUCAAAAAGGCAGCAGGGAAACCAGCCAGGGGAGAAACUGAGUAAAUCUACAAAUAGUCCAGGAACUCACAAGCACCUUAAGGAAACCAGAGCCCAGCAAAGAAUCCCCACAGGAGAGAAAAACAACACGUGUACUGAGUGUGGGAAAAGCUUCAGUAGCCCCUCAAAGCUUAUUAGGCAUGAGAGAAUCCACACAGGAGAGAGACCCUAUACCUGUUCUGAGUGUGGGAAAAGCUUCAAUGAUAUGUCCCCCCUUAUUAGACAUGAGAGGGUCCAUAUAGGAGAGAGACCUUAUGAAUGCUGUGAGUGCAGAAAAAGCUUCACUCAGAGUUCAGCACUUAUUAGACAUCAUAGAAUCCACACAGGAGAAAGACCAUAUGAAUGCUCAGAGUGUGGGAAAAACUUCAAUGACAACUCACACCUUCUCAGACAUGAGAGAAUUCACUCGGGAAAAAGAGCCUAUAAAUGUUCAGUGUGUGGGAAAACCUUCACUUACCGCUCGGGCCUUAUUACACAUCAAAGGAAACAGACCCUAUGCAUGCUGGGAGUGUAGGAAAAUCUUCACUGACUGACCAAGGCUUAUUUGUCUUCAGAGAUUCCACUCAGGAGAGAAACCCUAUAAAUGCUCAGGGUGUGGGAAGAGUUUUUAUGUGUGCUCACACUGUGUUGAGCAUCUGAGGAUCCACAAGAGUGACAAACACAAUAAAAAACUUGCCUAGGGCUGACAAAAUAUGUUUUCUUUAAUACUUUGGUUAAUUCUCACAUAGUGAACUCUAAGGUUUUUUGCAGCAUUUGCUUCACCAUGGUCUAUCAGGUCCCCCAGGUGAGUUACCUGCUUUUGCCAACAUACAGUAGUUGAAGUUUUCAAACACAUUUCUGCAUAAAGUAACCUGACCGCCACCAUUUUUCCUAGUUUAAAGAAACCUGGAGUAUCACUUUUAUACUAUUCCUCCCACUGCAAAGUGAUGGUUAGUCACUGAGUUCCCUCUUUGGGGACAGAUUGUCUCAUUCCCAGUUGUUCUCAUGUUACCCUGGGUUGUGCAGAGCAGCAUUCCUUUUUUGUACUGUUUUUUUCUCAUUUAAAAUAUAUUUAAAUAUAACCAAGAGCAGGGACAGGCAAAAGAAUGUUAUUUCAGCUUCUGUUAGACGGGAAGGUGAUGGUGUGAGUUGGAGGGAUUCUCUCCUUCCCCAGCACCCGAGUAGUGUCAGCUUCUGUCUGAGCCAUGUAAUAUUUAUCUUCUCCACAUUCUAAUUCUCCACCUACCAAAGUGUCACAUGAUGCCAUAUGCUCAACUCUGUGAUUCAGAAUUGUGCUUUGAAAUCAGACUCAAUAGUGCUGCAGAUGAAUGUGUCACACAUCUGGAAGGGAAAUUUGAAUGGAUCCCAAACAGAAUGUGAUCAUUUUUAGUCUAAAUCCCAGUUUCCGUGUGUGUGUGUGUAUGUUUUUUCUCUCCGUGUGAUGUCCCAGCUCUGUGCAGGUAGCUGACCCAGCAGACAUUGAUAGAACUACCCAGAAAGAGCAGAGACUCAGUUCGGUGGUGAAGGCGCUCGGCGAGGUUUAUUGUUAAUGAAGCACGGUCCUAGCGCCCCAUAGAUCCUACAGAUAUGCUAAGACAUAUAUGCCCGUUACAACAGACUAGCUCAGUCAGCAGCAGGACUUUCUGCUGCCCCUGUGGCUGGACAAAGGGUUAAGACGAGAUACCCCGACAUUUAUAAACAAUUUAUGUACCAUCUUACAAGUUUCAUUACAUUGCUUUGUUACCUCCUCUUGUUUCUGAUAUCUUGGACAAAACAUCCCCAUUCAUUAUUUUGUCAAACCAUCUUAUCUUGUAUUUGAUUGGGAUGUAUCUGUACUAGCUGGAAUAUAUUGACAUAAAUGUCAAGUAUGUUUUUAUGUUGCCAAGGCCAGGCCUCCUCUCGUUCACAACCUUUGAUUGAGGCCUCAGAUCUUGUGCAAGGCCCAGUGCUCAAGGCCCAGUGCUCGCUCUCUCUCUCUCUCUCUCUACUACCCCAUGUAUUAGCUAGGCCGCUUCUGGACUUUUUCCUAAUUGGUUGGAAUUGUGUGCAGAUGGGAAGGUUGGCUGCUUUUUCCCCAUUAUGAUUGUUAAUACUUUUGUAAAUUACAUGAUUUAAUAAUAAUGAGACAGUGCUCAGUGAAGGAGGUAUCAGAGGAGAAGACAAUGGAAGAAUCAUGUAACCUGCUCUGGAAUUUUACUUUAUAUGAAACUGGAAGUGUCUUAUACCUCUCUGAGAUUUUUUUUUCCUCCUCUUUCCUGAAGGCCAUUUGGUCACAUAACUAGAUAGUAGUUUUGUUUGACAGAUUGUAGCUCAGAUUUAUUGGGAAUUUUUAGACAAGUGACCAUUUGCUAAAAUAGUCAUUUCUUGCUUUGUUUUUCUUUCUCCCCGUCCUUCCAUGAUGGCAUGGAGAAAAGGUGAAGUGCAGUUCAGCGAAGAGAAUACUCCCAUCUAUUGCACCUGCUACGCAGGACUCAUUAAUAUUUUUUAAUCUCCAAUCUGAAAUGAUGAACAAGAGCAGACUCCAAUAGUACAACUACCCGAAGUAACUGUGUAUGUUCAGAGUGUUCAAUUGUGUAGGUCAUAUUGUCAGAUCCUCCAAUGACCGACUGAAUUACGCAGUAAGUGACUUGAAACUAGGUAAAAUGUCGGUCUUUGAUUCCCAAAACAGUUAUAAUUCAGGUCUCACAGCAGGUUACCCAUGAAGCUAAUCUCCUAAAUAAUCUUAUUAUUUGGAAAAGGAUAUCCCUAACUAUGCAGAUGUAAAUAGAAAUGGUGUGUUUGCUGAACUUAUUCUUUGUAUGUGCUGCAAAUAUGGAUAAAAUGACAUCUUUCUUGAAGCAGAAAAAUAACUAUUAUGAUAGAUUUCAGAGUAGCAGCCCACUCAGUAGUUAGUCUGUAUCCGCAAAAAGAACAGGAGUACUUGUGGCACCUCAGAGACUAUUUGAGCAUAAGCUUUCGUGGGCUACAGAGAAAUCACAUCUCUGGUAGCUUACAGAGAUUCUGAUCCAGACCUGUACAUAGUUCCUAAUUUUUAACAUGUGGCAUCAUAUUAAAGAAAUAAAUUAGGUAUAUGUCUGGGGAAUCCAUUCUUCACUAGCACUGCUGAAAUUGUGGGUGGUUUGGUAAGGAAUUCUAGUACAGAUAAGUUAAAUUUAUCCUGCCCUAGGCCAAGAACUUGGCAAGAACCUAGAGAGAAAUAGCAGCCGCCUAGUUGUUUGUUUUCACCCAGGAGAAGGAAGCUGUGGUUUAGUGUGGCACAGAUAAAACUGUUUACAACGUCACUGUGUUGAGUGGCACAGAUUACAGCCCCAAAGGAUGCCAUGGUGAGAUUGGGAACAAUUGUCCUUUAUUAUUUGUAUCCAGUGUUUCAUGAGGCAAAGCGAGAAAGAGUUUAUGCCUUCAGAGGACAUUCCUUCCCUAUGGGUCCCAAUCUGGCUGCCUUGCUGGAUAAGAAGCACUUCCAUGCUGUGCAAGUGGUAAUAGCCAAUGAGGGAAUGAAUGUGUCAGACUGCAGGAUACGUGAAUUUUGAGUCCUGAUUCUAUGUGUUGGUUUCUUAGGCUAUGUCAACAGUACAGAGUUUUGUUGUCAAAAGUUAUGCCUCUUUAAUUAAAGCACUUUAAUUAAACCAC